Molecule: messenger RNA, 1278 nt
Organism: Musa acuminata AAA Group (dessert banana)
Lineage: Eukaryota; Viridiplantae; Streptophyta; Magnoliopsida; Zingiberales; Musaceae
Product: bZIP transcription factor 53
Exons: 1
Coding region: 625-1059 (144 amino acids)
Biological process (GO): positive regulation of DNA-templated transcription
Cellular component (GO): nucleus
Molecular function (GO): transcription cis-regulatory region binding; DNA-binding transcription factor activity
Source: RefSeq, a predicted model, not a curated record
CUUCUUUCAUUCGUUUGGUUGCUGUGUGGGUGGAUUAGGUUUUGGCUUCCGUUCCAGAUAAGUGUUCUUUGUCUCCUUUCUUUUCUCUGUUUCCUUUCCUUUUCUUAAGGGUUAGUUCCUUUCUUUGGUUUCUGUGGCUUCUGGUUUAUCCUUGGCUGGGAUCCUUCUUAGGAUACACCUCCAGGUUUAAAAUCUGAUCUUUCGGGGUUGAUUUUGGCUUUUGGGUUGUUGUCUUUUAGCCCCGAUCCUCAGAAUCCGAUCUUUGGAAUCGACCCUUCCGUUUAGAGAGCUUGCGCUUCUCAAAAUCUGUUAUUUGGAGGCCAAUCUUUUCUUGAAAGAUCUGUUAUUUCGGUGUUGGUCUUUGUUCUUGCAAGUAAUUAGAGGGGGCUGAUGAUCUUGAUGUUUUCGUCUCUAAUUCUGUCGAAAACCAGUUUCUACCCUUUAUGAAUCUUGCUACUCUCAGCGUCUGCUUCCUCCACUCCUUCUCCGUGGUCCUCCUCUACUGGUUCUAUGUGAUCUCAUGAACUAAGUCUCUUUGCGUGAUCCAGUCAUUUCAUUUCAUUUUUUUCCGUUCAAACCAAUUUCUAUUAGCUUAGAAUCAGAGAACCACCCCUGCUAAAGAGUAUGUCUUCCAUUCCGGUCCGCCGCGCUUCGAGUUCUGAAGGAGACUCGCAGCCGACGUCCGAUGAGAGGAAGAGAAAGAGGAUGAUUUCGAACAGGGAGUCCGCAAGAAGGUCUAGGAUGAGGAAGCAGCAGCAUCUCGAUGAUCUGAUAAACCAAGCCGAGCAGCUCAAGAACCAAAACAGCCAGAUCGACGUGCAGAUCAAUCUGGCGACACAGCAGUACGUCAAGGUGGAAUCUGAGAACGCUAUUCUAAGGGCUCAGCUGAGUGAAUUGACAGAGAGACUGCACUCGAUCAACUCUGUUCUCCGUUUCAUCGAGGAGGUCAGUGGAAUGGCCAUGGACAUACCGGAGAUACCAGAUCCUCUCCUGAAGCCAUUGCAGCUUCCCCGUGCGGCACAACCAAUCAUGGCCAAUGCUGACAUGUUGCAGUUCUGAAAUGUCAUUGUUGUGUAAGGUCUAUCUAGCAUGUGUCUCCAUUGAUUGGGCUAUUAGUUCCUUGUUUUGCUGCUUAUGCUUUCAUCUUGUUGAGUCGCAGUAAAUUAGCUUUUUCUUUGGUUCGAGUCAGUAAGUGAUGUAUGGUUGUGUGCUUAUUGUAAUUUUACCUUUCAGCAAAUGUUGCUUUGGCUGCUUAAAAGAUUUUCUCUGAUUAUAUCA